Arachis duranensis is the source of this 2991-nucleotide messenger RNA. Its product is annotated as U-box domain-containing protein 44. The transcript has 4 exons. The record is from RefSeq and is a predicted model, not a curated record. Gene Ontology annotation, molecular function: ubiquitin-protein transferase activity; protein binding. Bases 345 to 2792 code for a protein of 815 amino acids. Lineage: Eukaryota; Viridiplantae; Streptophyta; Magnoliopsida; Fabales; Fabaceae. Gene Ontology annotation, biological process: protein ubiquitination.
CUCUCUCUCUCUCAGGCUGGCUGAGUUGAUGACUAUUUCCUCCCAGUCAACCUUCUCUCCUUCUCUCUGAUUUUCCUCUCUUUUAAUUUAUUUAUUUAUUUUUGCAAUUUCUGUUGCUGUUGUUCUCUUCUUCUUCCUCCUCCUCUUCUUUGUUCCUACAUCUCAACUUUCAUCUCUGCAAUUCCAGCUCUUUAUACCAUGACACUGCACCAACCACUUUCUCCAAUCAACUUUUCCUCAACCUUUUUUCUUUAACUCUCAAACUUUAGUAUAAACUGAAAAGUAGGGUUUCAGAAUAGUAUCUCUGCCACUUCCACCAAUUUUGAUUUACACAGGAAACAUAUAUGAUGGCUUCAAGCUGGGAUGGAAGCAAUGACCCUGGCAGCCAGUCAGAUGAUAGCUUUCAUUUCGAUAGGUUGCACAUUGAGCCCAUUUAUGAUGCUUUCGUGUGUCCUCUGACAAAGCAAGUUAUGCGGGACCCUGUAACGUUAGAAAAUGGACAGACUUUUGAACGUGAAGCAAUUGAAAAGUGGUUCAAGGAAUGCAAGGAAAGUGGACGGCAACUUGUUUGUCCGUUGACUCUGCAGGAGUUAAAGAGUGCAGAACUGAAUCCAAGUAUGGCUCUGCGAAACACCAUUGAAGAGUGGACGGCCAGGAAUGAAGCUGCACAGCUGGAUAUGGCUCGCCGCUCGUUGAAUAUGGGAAGUCCAGAAAGUGAUACGCUUCAGACUUUAAAGUAUAUCCAGCACAUAUGCCGAAGAAGCAGGUCAAAUAAGCAUAAUGUCCGCGGUGCAGGGCUCAUACCCAUGAUUGUUGACAUGUUGAAGAGCAGCAGCCGUAAGAUACGAUGUAGAGCUUUGGAAACUCUUAGAGUUGUGGUAGAGGAAGACGAUGAAAAUAAGGAAUUGUUGGCGGAAGGUGACACUGUGCGUACAGUUGUAAAAUUCCUGUCUCAUGAGCUUUCAAAAGAAAGAGAGGAAGCUGUCUCUUUGCUUUAUGAGCUCUCAAAAUCUGAAACCCUAUGUGAGAAGAUUGGUUCAAUUAAUGGAGCUAUUCUUAUAUUAGUUGGAAUGACAAGCAGCAAUUCAGAAGAUCUUUCUACUGUUGAGAAGGCUGAUAAAACAUUGGAGAAUCUGGAGAAGUGUGAGAAUAACGUACGGCAGAUGGCUGAAAAUGGUAGAUUGAAGCCUCUUCUGACCCAACUUCUUGAAGGUCCACCGGAAACAAAACUUUCAAUGGCUGGAUUCCUUGGUGAGCUGGUUUUAAACAAUGACGUCAAAGUCCAUGUUGCUAGAACUGCAGGUUCAUCUUUGAUCAAUAUAAUGAAAAGUGGUAAUAUGCAGUCAAGAGAAGCUGCACUGAAGGCACUAAAUCAGAUAUCGUGCGAGCCAAGUGCAAAGGUUCUUAUCGAAGCGGGAAUACUUUCUCCUCUUGUCAAUGACCUUUUUGCAGUGGGUCCAAAUCAGCUUCCAACACGAUUAAAAGAGGUUGCUGCUACAAUUCUUGCCAAUGUGGUGAACUCAGGGGAAGACUUUGACUCAAUUCCUUUCGGACCUGGUCACCAAACUCUGGUCUCAGAGGACAUAGUUCAUAAUCUACUUCAUCUCAUAAGCAAUACUGGUCCAGCAAUUGAGUGCAAACUUCUCCAAGUUCUUGUCGGACUCACUAAUUCUCCAACCACAGUUCUGAGUGUGGUUUCUGCUAUCAAAAGUUCUGGCGCCACUAUCAGUUUAGUUCAAUUCAUUGAGGCUCCACAGAAAGAUCUGCGUGUAGCUUCCAUAAGACUUCUUCGAAAUCUCUCACCCCACAUGGGUCAGGAACUAGCCGAUGCUCUACGUGGCUCAGUCGGACAGCUUAGUGGUCUAGUUAAAGUCAUAUCAGAGAGUACAGGAAUCACUGAAGAGCAGGCAGCAGCUGUUGGCCUUUUAGCGGAUCUUCCUGAGAGGGAUUUGGGACUCACAAGGCAGCUGCUAGAUGAAGGUGCAUUUCAGCUGGUCAUAUCUAGGGUGAUUGCCAUCAGGAAGGGUGAGAUCAGGAGCAGUCGCUUCAUGACACCAUUUCUUGAAGGGCUUGUGAAGAUCCUUGCAAGGGUUACAUAUGUCAUCGAUCAGGAGCCAGAAGCCCUUGCACUCUGUCGUGACCACAAUCUUGCUGCAUUGUUUAUUGAAAUGCUUCAAACUAACGGACUUGAUAAUGUACAGAUGGUUUCCGCCACAGCUUUAGAGAACCUGUCCCAAGAGUCAAAAAAUUUAACAAAGUUGCCUGAUUUGCCACCGCCAGGUGUUUGUGCUUCAAUCUUUACAUGCUGUUACACACAACCGGUCAUUACUGGACUGUGUAGAAUUCAUAGAGGAUUGUGCUCUUUAAAAGAAACAUUUUGCCUUUUUGAAGGGCAAGCAGUCCUUAAGUUGGUAGCUCUACUGGACCACACGAAUGUGAAUGUGGUUGAGGCAGCACUUGCAGCCUUAGCUACUCUUAUAGAUGAUGGAGUGGAUAUUGAACAAGGAGUACAGGUGUUGUUGGAUGCGGAGGGAGUGAGGCCUAUACUCGAUGUGUUACUCGAGAAACGGACAGAGAACUUGCGGAGGAGGGCAGUCUGGGCAGUGGAGAGAUUGUUGCGAACAGAGGAUAUAGCCUAUGAAGUUUCAGGCGAUCAAAAUGUGAGCACUGCACUUGUGGAUGCUUUCCAGCAUGGCGACUACCGAACAAGGCAGAUUGCGGAGCGUGCCCUCAAGCAUGUUGAUAAGAUACCAAACUUCUCCGGAAUCUUCCCAAACAUGGGAGGAGCGUAAGCCUGUUGUAGAUGCUUCAAUGUGAGGUUUACAAUUAUGAUUACAAAUAUUUGUAUGUAAUUUUCUGUUGUUCCAAGCAGUUUUGGAUUGUAUCUAUAUUUUUGUUUUAUUUUAUCUGCUAUGCAUUGAUUCAACUGCAGUUGGGAUUGUUGUAUACUAAUUAUCCAUUCUUUUAGGAGGUGUUAAUUUUUCCUUGCAA